AUGAGAAGAGCUGAAGGAAAAAUUAAUGAAACGUGCGAAAUUUGCGGCGUUAAAGCGACAACAAAUAUAAGACGUUUUGCCUCCGAUUCAUGUUUGAAGAAUCGCGUUCAAUUUCCAACUGGAGCCAAGUGCCAGUGGCAGCAAGUUAAAGGUCCGUUUUUCUGGUCAUCAACAAAUGUAGAACAAUUCACGGGGCUUAAGAAGCCACUGUAUCGGGAUAGCUGCUCUGCUAUUGCUUAUACGAGACUUGUUUUAAAAUUACUUAUUCAGCAGUUGCACUUGAGCAACCUCUUGUUUUAUUUAGGAAAGUCUAAAAAAAGUAAAUGGCAUUCUUCUAAACCAUUCCACAAACAUUCUUGGGAAAAAGAAAUCAUAAUCAUAAAAACAGAAUCCACAGAAGGAGAAGAGAAAAAAAUGCUUCACGGGUUUGAUUGUAAUAAAAAUGUCACAGAAAAAAAAUUGGAUCGUAAAUUUCGAGACGGCCAAAAUUAA
Messenger RNA from Clunio marinus, 492 nucleotides. NCBI's taxonomy places the organism in Eukaryota, Metazoa, Arthropoda, Insecta, Diptera, Chironomidae. The record is from the annotation of a GenBank genome assembly.